This is a messenger RNA of Closterium sp. Naga37s-1, 1923 nucleotides long. NCBI's taxonomy places the organism in Eukaryota, Viridiplantae, Streptophyta, Zygnematophyceae, Desmidiales, Closteriaceae. The record is from the annotation of a GenBank genome assembly.
AUGGCGGGCGGCGGCCGCCCCGAGGGGUAUCGCGAGGGGCGCGCGUGGAAGGCGCGCGUGCUGUCGACCACUGCCACUGGAGCUGUGCUGGGAAUGGCGGGGGGAGUGGUGGCAGCAGCGGUGGGGGCAGCACCGCCAGCAGCAGCAGUUGUGGCCAUCACCAGCAACUGCUGCAUCGCUGCUUUCUGUGUGGCAGGUAGGACGUGGGGAAGUUGUGACCCCACCAACACCUCUGCUCCACUCCCCCCUGUUUCCCCCUUCACGUAUGGAGGAGGCAGUGAGGGAGGUCUGGAGGAGGCAGUGCGGGAGGUGCGAUACUCGCUGGCCUCCGACCGCCUAUUUACCCGCCCGUCCCCAUUUUCAUCUUCCCCCUCUGCAGGUCUGGAGGAGGCAGUGAGGGAGGUGCGAUUCUCUCUGGCCUCCAACCCCACCUCUACCCCGUGCACCCUCCCUUCCUCCUCCCUUUCAUCUAACCUCUCCCUUGCCCUGUGCCCCCAUUCCCUCCUUCCCCUUUUCAGGUCUGGAGGAGGCAGUGAGGGAGGUCUGGAGGAGGCAGUGAGGGAGGUGCGAUAUUCUCUGGCCUCUGACCCCACCAACGGGCUGCUGGGGGGCGCUCUGGCUGGAGCUCUCUUUGGGCGUCUGCGAGGUGAGAAAAGGGGUGGGGAGGGGUGGGGUAAGAGGGAGGUUGGAAAGACAAAGGUUGGGUUGUUGGGAAGGGUGAGGGAGGUGCGAUUCUCUUUGGCCUCUGGCCCCACAAACGGGCUGCUGGGGGGCGCUCUGGCUGGGGCUCUCUUUGGCCGGCUGAGGGGUGAGUUGGUUGGGAGUGGUGUGAAGGGUUGGGAUAAGAGGGUGGUUGGGAAGACACAAGUAGGUAUUGGAAGGGUGAGGGAGGUGCGAUUCUCUCUGGCCUCCGACCCCACCAACGGGCUGCUGGAGGGGGCUCUGGCUGGGGCACUGUUUGGUCGGCGGCGAGGUGAGAAGGGGGAAAGGGGCUGGUUGGGAAGGAGGUGGGAGGGCGAGGUGAGGACGACAGGUAAGAGUGAGAGGUUUGGGGAAAAGGGGCAAGAGGGUGGUUGGGAAGCGAAGGGUGAGGGGGUGGGAAGGGUGAGAGAGGUGCGCAUCUCCCUCCCCGGCUUCCGACCCAACCAACGGGCUGCUGGGGGGCGCUCUUGCUGGGACUCCAUUCGGUCGGCCGCGAAGAGGCUACAGUGCAGUCACGCAGGGGUCAGCACAGGAAUCUCCAUGGUUUCUCUUACGCCUUCUCCUCUCCCCUGUUGCGUUUCCUCUCUUCCCCUCUGUCCUCCAGGCAGCAGAGACAUCGCCAUCCGGGCAGCUGUAAUGUUUGGCCUGGCCGGGGCAGGGCACCGGGCAGCCGUGGAAAGUUUCAAGGAGUGGCGCAUUCAGCAGCUCAUGGCUGCCCGCAUGGCAGACCACACAGGCGACCCUCAUGCCUCCCAUGCACACAUGGCAGCAGACACAGGUGCAGCCACUGCAGCUUCUUCCCCACCAGAUGCCACUGCAGCCCCCCUCUCACAGUCACCAGCAGCAGCAGCAGGAGCCCAGGCAGGAGCACUGCAAGGGAAGGAGCAGGGCGUGGGAGAGCGGAGCGAGCAGGCAGGGGUGAAGGAGGGAGGGCGGUGGGAGUGGCCAGAAUGGCUGCCGGUGCGGCGGCUAGGUGAGGACGAGGUGAAGCAGCGGCAGGAGGAGUUCAGACAGAGAGUGGCAGCAGCACAGCGGCUGGAAAUGGCUGGUUCAGGGAGGGAGGGAGGUGAUGGAGGUGCAGAAGAGGCAGGAGGAGGUGCAGAAGAGGCAGGAGGAGGUGCAGAAGAGGCAGGAGGAGGUGCAGAAGAGGCAGGAGGAGGUGGAGAAGAGGCAGGAGGAGUUCUGACGGGGAGUGGCAGCACAACGGCUGGAAAUGGCUAG